UCAGUAAGUUAGUUUUCAGUCAAUACAGACAAGAGCGCAUCAGGCUUUGCUUAAUCAAUCGACGUAGAGUACGAUACGAAUUACGUAAUUGGAGACGAUGUUGAAGAAUAUAUAAACAUAACAACUUAAUAGUAUUAUACUGAUGAAACAGUGUGACUUAAAAUGUAAAGACAUUUUUAAUUGGAAACAUGUUCUAGUGUCGGUUUAGUUUGGAAUGUUUAUUCAGUUGUGCUUUAGCUCGUGUUAUACGUCCACAUUGUCAAGUGUAACUUCAACAGUUUUAAAGAAAUAAUCUUGAGUUACUACACGAUUUUUACCUGAAUUCAAUAAAAUUCUUAAUCAAUAAAUGAACUCGUACCAAUAUUUUAGGUGUUUUGAACGCAACCGUCGUUAAUUUAAUACGAAGUAAUGGUGGCGUAAAAUGUGGACCUACCGUACUCAUACGUACAUGUGUUAACUGAAUCUCUCUUAACAAGUGACUGAUUAGUUUGAGUGUUACAAAAAUGUUGCAAUUCUGUAUCGUCGUGAUCUUAACAUUAUCUUUAGCAUUAUACAGCGAUUCCAUAUGUGUGCCGCCUCAGUCGCAGACAUUUGUGCGAUGGUCGGGAAUGGCCCCGGAGCAGGCUACUCCAGUGUUCGUCUACUCCGCCAGUGGGGAAGAGGAAUCCUUAACUGGGGCCUGUCUAUCGCAGUGUCGUGACCUCCCGGACUGCGCGGCGGUCGUCGUUGCGUACACCAAAGGGACCUGCCAAGGAGUUGCCAGUUUGCAUGCGACGCAAUUUCGUGCGGACAAUGACGUCGUUUAUUUUAAUAAAGUUUGUUUGAAACUGCCAGAAAACUGCAGCAAGCGAUGGUGGUCCCUAGAAAGCACCCUGGGAUACUAUUUGAACUCUGAAGACACGCACACAAAAGUUUUGCUGAAUACAACCGUUCAACAAUGCUACGAUGCUGUGUUCUCUACCAAUGAGAAACUUUACCGAUCAGCACAGUGGUUAGAUCCAAAGAGUCCCUUAGACACAUUUGCUCUCUCAGACACUGCCGUUGGAAACUGUAUUUUGAAUAUUGAAAACAAAUUCACGGAGCCUGAAUCCUACCGCGUCUCGAACUACUAUACGUUCUACAUCGAGAACCAAUGUGGCCAUGACUAUCCAAAAAAGAUUGACAGAUGUUCAUACGAAGAAUACUACAAUCAAACUAUUAAACACGUUGAUUUAACUAUCCGAAACUACACGAAAACUGAGUGUAAACUAGCAUGUGAAGCUGAAAAACGGUUCGUUUGUAGAGGGUUUACUUGGACAGCGACAUCUAGUCGCGGACUUUGUGACUUGCACAGCGAAGAUCUAGUCAGCACUGGCUCUUGGCUCUUACGAAGAGUGACCGGUGCCACGUACUACCGCCGGGUUAUAUGCCUUAACAUAAGCGUUGAAUGUGAGGGUUCACAUCUGGUUGUAACUUAUAAACCACGCACCGUGUUCCGCGGGCGUAUGUACGUGCCCGGGCGUGGUGAGCACUGUGGAGCACGUGCUCUCACCCCAACCUCGCCAGUCAGACUUGCUCUACCUAUGUACGGUGACUGUGACGUCAACUUUGCUUACGCAAUCACGAAGGGACCAAAUGGAAAUGUGAACAGAACAAUGGCGUACGUGAUGCUAAUGAUCCAGAACAACCCCAUCAUACAAACCGCUGGGGAUCGUUGGGUACGAGUAGGGUGCUCGCCGGGCGCUGGCGCCAGGGGAUACGCAAAAGUAGACGCGACAGUCGCAGUGCAGGACUCCGGGCGACCGUCUUUGGCGAGUGAGGCGUCGGUCGCGGAAGGUGCUAAUCAAGGCGCGAGUGCAGUAUUUGACAGAAAUACAGCGCCUCUUAGGAUGUACGUGGUUCGGGCGCACGGAGACACGCUCGGCGGCGCAGGCGCAACGGCUGUAUCUCUCGGCGAAUUGCUCGAACUAUGGAUUGAUACCAUAGAGGAAUCUGAAAUAGAAGCCUACCACUUAGUGGCAUCUUCGAGAUUGGGCGACAGUUCAGUUCUACUUUUGGACAGCAGAGGAUGUCCUACUGGACAGGUAGACUUUCCAUCGUUUACAAGAACUCGCCUAGGAGGAACGCAACGUCUGUCAGCGAAGUUCAAAGCGUUCCGUUUUCCUACUUCCCAUGUUGUACGAUUCGCUAUAAUGGUCCGCUUUUGCGAGGAGAAAUGUCAACCGAUUGUUUGCGGAAGUAUGGAGCAAUUGAGAAAUGCGAGAAAUAUAAACGUAACAUAUGAAGUACCAAACGCUAAAAUUGCGGAAUCUCACAACUUUCACGUGGCGUGGGCUUCUCAAGUGGUAGCGCAGGGAGGAAGGGCGGAUUGCGCAGGAGGCGAAGGUCGAGUGCCUCUCGAGCUUGAGAUGGUAGUUGGUUCACGCGACAUCCUCUCCGCAGACACGCUUGUACGGGCAGAUCACCGCUCUUCGCUGCCAGAGGAAACGCCUUCACACGCGAACGAAAGCGCUAUGGUGUGCAUUCACGAACUACUCCUGGUAGCACUGGUGCUUAUUUGGCUUGCAGUACAAAUUCUGUUACUGCUCGGUUGCUGCAUUCUCGUCAAGAGAUACAGAAACUUAGCCGAGAUGAACAUGCACAAAGACUACCAGUCAUUCGACAACGUGGGCUUCGACACAGUCUCGACUCACAGACGUGUUCACUGGCCGGAUCAAAAUAUUGACAUAAUUCACGCUACCUAACAAUGAUUUACCUUCCCUAGUUUUAAUACAUAACAUUGAAAUAUUGAUUAUGACGUAAAUUUCGGUUUCAGUUUUGUACCGUUGCUGUGUGAAAUUUAACAUUGCAUAAAGUUCAAUUUAUUUUUAAAUAAUUAUUGUUUCGGGAUUAAAAAUCUCUUGAAAAAGAUUUGCUCGAAUAACUCUGUGUCGUCAUAAGUAAUGGCACCAAAUGUUACUCGUUGAUUCGUCCUUACAAAUAGGUGAGAUUGCAGUCGAGGACUAACUUGUAUUGUAAAAAAAAUUAAAAAAUACAUAUUUUGAUAGACCGAUUUCUUUGAAAAUAUAGGUCCUUAUAAUAAAUAUAAAUCUAUAGUUUCGAGCAAUUAAUGGAAACCGAGGCAAAGCAAUAGAAUUAAUGACACAUUUUUGGUUUAGUUUAUAUUAAAUGUCCAUGCAUCCAAUAAUAAAGGCGAUUCCCACUAAUUUUAUUUAUUUAGACCCUAUGAAGCAUAAAUUUACUACGUAGCUUAGGUAGGAUAUUUAUUUAAAAAUACAUAAUUUUUUUGUA
Messenger RNA from Pararge aegeria (speckled wood butterfly), 3270 nucleotides. RefSeq lists its product as uncharacterized. The coding region runs from base 504 to 2723 and encodes 739 amino acids. The transcript has 15 exons. NCBI's taxonomy places the organism in Eukaryota, Metazoa, Arthropoda, Insecta, Lepidoptera, Nymphalidae. The record is from RefSeq and is a predicted model, not a curated record.